GAAUUUGAAAAUCCUUAUGAUGGACACCCUCAUCUCUCACCUCUACAAGCGCAGUUACUCGGGGAGUACGCCAAGCUUAACCAUGCUCUUAAAUCGCUGUCCACACUAACAAAGGAAUUGAACGAUUUGCCGACGGACGCACUCAUCGCUCAGUUGCGGACACUAGAGCGUCAGAUGGGGCUCGUUUUAACUUUGGUA
Cantharellus anzutake is the source of this 198-nucleotide messenger RNA. RefSeq lists its product as uncharacterized. NCBI's taxonomy places the organism in Eukaryota, Fungi, Basidiomycota, Agaricomycetes, Cantharellales, Hydnaceae. Gene Ontology annotation, biological process: attachment of spindle microtubules to kinetochore. Gene Ontology annotation, cellular component: mitotic spindle; DASH complex. The transcript is spliced from 2 exons. The record is from RefSeq and is a predicted model, not a curated record. The annotation marks the transcript as partial.